Messenger RNA from Micromonas commoda, 690 nucleotides. RefSeq lists its product with no specific name. The transcript has a single exon. NCBI's taxonomy places the organism in Eukaryota, Viridiplantae, Chlorophyta, Mamiellophyceae, Mamiellales, Mamiellaceae. Bases 1 to 690 code for a protein of 229 amino acids. The record is from RefSeq and is a predicted model, not a curated record.
AUGCUCUUCUGCCGCCGCUUCGUCGACCCGAACAGCGGCGCUCGGUCGUCCUCGUCAACCUCGACGACCGCGGCGAUUUCCCCCGCCCUCGGGCUCCUCUCAUUCUCAUCUUCCGACGGCAUGUCCACGACCCUGACCUGCGUCGGGGACGCCGACGCAUCCGCGCCCCCGAUCUCGGACAUCUCCAGGCUUCCCCCGCGCCCCGUCCCCCUCCCGGCCGCCGCCGCCGCCGCCUCCGCCCGCUCGAGCUCCGCCCUCUCGAGCUCCCGCCGCGCCAGGCGACGCGCGUCCCGCUGGCCCAGGUGCAGGUGCUCGCCAAGCGCGCCGUCGAGGUGCCGCUCCCGCUCCGCCCUGCGCCGCUCCAUCUCGUCGCUGUCGCCGCGACGCCGCGUCCAGCACCCGCAAAUGACGGCGAACGCGAACGCCAGGAUGCCCAACGACGCCACCGUGCGCAGCACCGGCCCGUCUCCGUCCCCGACCGCGGCGUCCGUCGGGGAAGGGGGAGGACCGGGCGACGACGACGACGACGACGACGCCGACCCGGCCUCGCCGCUCGCGCCCGCGACGCACAGCCUCGCCGCGACGCACGCCGCGAUGAGCGAGAGGCACCGCGCGCGCGUCCCCGCCGCCGUCGCGAGGGCCGCGCGCCCCAUCCACCCCUCCACGCCGGCGCUUCGACGUUUGAAUUAG